Messenger RNA from Eutrema salsugineum, 921 nucleotides. RefSeq names its product agamous-like MADS-box protein AGL80. Gene Ontology annotation, molecular function: RNA polymerase II cis-regulatory region sequence-specific DNA binding; DNA-binding transcription factor activity, RNA polymerase II-specific; protein dimerization activity. Gene Ontology annotation, biological process: positive regulation of transcription by RNA polymerase II. Bases 1 to 921 code for a protein of 306 amino acids. The record is from RefSeq and is a predicted model, not a curated record. The transcript has a single exon. Lineage: Eukaryota; Viridiplantae; Streptophyta; Magnoliopsida; Brassicales; Brassicaceae.
AUGACGAGAAAGAAGGUGAAGCUUGCGUACAUUGCAAAUGACUCGUCGAGGAAAGCAACUUUUAAGAAAAGAAAGAAAGGUUUAUUGAAGAAAGUGAACGAACUCUCGACCCUCUGCGGUAUCACUGCAUGUGCCAUCAUCUACAGUCCAUAUGACUCCAAUCCUGAGGUGUGGCCAUCAAAUUCUGGUGUGCAAAGGAUAGUUUCUGAUUUUCAGAUAUUACCCGCGAUGGACCAACACAAGAAAAUGGUGGACCAAGAAUUAUUUCUCAAACAGAGGAUCGCCAAAGCGUCCGAACAUUUGAAGAAACAGAAGAAGGACAACAGGGAGAUGGAGAUGACUGAAAUUAUGUUCCAGUGUUUGGUCGGAAACACAGGGAUGUUUCAUCUCAAUAUUAUUGAUCUUAAUGAUUUAGGCUAUAUGAUUGAACAAUAUCUUAAGGAUAUUAAUCGCAAGAUCGAGAUUUUGGGGAAUGCUGGUAUGGAGAUGGGCAAUGCGGCUGCAAUUGUAACCACUACAACCGCUCCAACUGCUGUUAUUCAUGAGGUGGGUUCAUCCUCCUCAUUUGCUGCUGACGCAGCUUUCUUUAACCCUUUUCAGCAUCAUCAUCAUCAGCAACAAUAUCGCCAUCCACCAGUUCCACAUGUUGGAUUCUAUGAGCAAACAUGGAAUCUGAAUCUAAAUCAAAAUCAUAAUCAGAACCAACAACAAUUUUUUAUAGAGAGAAUGAAUCAUCCUGAGCAAAUAAGUUAUGCAGCUGAGCACAUGAGUUUUCCAUUCAUGGAUGAUAACCACCGCAACCACCACCAUCAACAACAGCGAAUCCUGAGCAAUUUCUCUACAGAUCCGACCAUUGUCAGCUCAAGCAGUAUCAUCUCUGUUACCAGUCCAAAUACUAACAAUAAUAUAUGGUUCCGUUAA